Molecule: messenger RNA, 1248 nt
Organism: Lathyrus oleraceus (garden pea)
Lineage: Eukaryota; Viridiplantae; Streptophyta; Magnoliopsida; Fabales; Fabaceae
Product: F-box/FBD/LRR-repeat protein At1g78750
Exons: 1
Coding region: 1-1248 (415 amino acids)
Molecular function (GO): protein binding
Source: RefSeq, a predicted model, not a curated record
AUGGACAGUGACUUGCCUGAUUCUAUUUUAUCAUUUAUCUUUAACAAGUUAUCUUUUAAGGAUCGUGUCAAAACUUCCCUAUUGUCCAAGCAUUGGCUUCAAGAAUGGAGAUUUUCAUCAACAACACACCUCAAUUUUGAUCUCUAUAACACACCGGCAACAGACAAAUCUCAAUUUACAGCAAGAUUGGAUCAGUUCAUGCUUCAUUAUGAACACGCUACAAUCAGUUCAAUUCGAGUAAAAUUUCCAUUGGGUGAUGAACACAGUGAUGUGAUUGAUAGAUUGAUUUCUGAAGGGAUUGCUAAGGGUGUUAAACAUAUUCAACUAUUAUUCUCACAUCAAACUAAUCAUACUAAUUUAAAUUUGGAAUUUAAGCCUUAUAGAUUUCCCUUUACUCUCUUAUCUAACACUGAUUCUCUAACCUAUCUGCACCUAGAGAACUGCCUCUUAGUAGCAUCUAUGGAUUUCUCUGGAUUGAAGAAUCUCACAACUCUUGUGUUGCAACAAAUCGUUGUGAAACAGGAUCUACUUGAGAGCCUGUUUUCCAACUGCAUCCAUCUCGCAGACUUCACACUUGAUAACUGCGAGUUAUGUUAUUAUUUUAAAAUAAUAACUCCAACAUUGGUUCAUUUGAAAAUUGCUAACUGUCGCUGUAUCUUUAUGACUGAAAUGGAUAUCAUUGCACCAAAUCUCUCAUCCCUUGAGUAUUCUUUUAACGGAGAAAAGAUACCCUUCCUGAACAUUGAGGCUCAUGCGCUAUCACACUUUAGCUACAAGGGUUUGCUAAUUGGAUUUAUUGAUGAUGAUAUGUCUUGCUUGAAAAAUUUGACAACAAUUGUGUUGGACGGAAUUCAUCACGAUUUCUCAAAAUUGAUCCCAAGUUAUUUGUUUAAUCAAUGUCUCCAACUUGUGAACGUCACCCUUAAAAAUUGCUCACUAGCCGGUGAAAUAUACAUUACUAGUUCAAAGUUGCGUCAUUUGAACAUGAUUGAUUGCGGCUCUGAGAUAUCAGCUCCGUAUAUGAUAUAUAUUGAUGCUAAGAAUCUCUCGUCUUUUGAAUAUAGUGGUGUCAUCACUAGGAAAAUUUCUAUUAUGGCACCAAAGUUAUUGGAGAUUUUUUUGAAUGCUUCUGUAAAACACAAAUACAGUGGUCAUCCUACAACAGCACCAAAGUUAUUGAAGGUUUUUUGGAAUGCUGCAGCCGUAAGAGAGGAAAAUCGUCAAAUUAAAAGAUUAUGUCAGUUUUGA